Messenger RNA from Tuber melanosporum (Perigord truffle), 2715 nucleotides. RefSeq lists its product as uncharacterized. Gene Ontology annotation, molecular function: catalytic activity. Gene Ontology annotation, cellular component: alpha,alpha-trehalose-phosphate synthase complex (UDP-forming); cytosol. Lineage: Eukaryota; Fungi; Ascomycota; Pezizomycetes; Pezizales; Tuberaceae. Bases 490 to 2715 code for a protein of 741 amino acids. The transcript is spliced from 7 exons. The record is from RefSeq and is a predicted model, not a curated record. Gene Ontology annotation, biological process: trehalose biosynthetic process.
CCCCACAAUAGGUCUCCACUCGGGUCACCCACUACCUCUCGGGAAAGAGCCCUUUCGGAUUCCCGGAGGUCACCACCACGAAUGAAAUUGGCAGCCAAUACCAAUAACCGCACCGAGAUAGUUCGCUCUCUCUUUGAGACACCGAUCCCAGUACCGAACCUCCUUCAGACACUUGGCAGAAGCCUCUCUUCGAUAUCAGCGAGCGAACCAACCCCCCCUUUGACCCCAGCUGCCGCCGGUAGUCCUACGGGCGAGGGGUUCUUCCACCUCGGUGCUUCCGAGAAUGCGCUCUUCGGCUCUACUAGUGAGCCGGUUCUUCCCCGGAAGCCCUACCAACCGAAACCAUCAACGGGAACCCUGCCACUGGGUUCUACAGAAAAUAUUAUCGCUUCAAACGCGCAGGGUCUCGAGGAUAGCUACUUUCCUCUUCCCACCACCUACAAGCGUGAGAAGCGCCGGUCAUCAGCAUCCGAGCGUAGUAGUUCAGUUAUGGAUGAGCCUUGGCGUAUCAAAAGAACUGGUCUAGGAAAUGGUGGAUUAAAAAAUGCUGUCGAGGCUGCAAUUUCCUCGGGGGUUUUGGAGGACAAAACCUGGGUUGGAACAUUGGGAUUUCCAACAGAUGGCCUUGAGGAAUCGAUGAAAGUUGCGAUCGAGGGGCGUCUCCGCGAGGAUUACGAUUCACUUGUAGCUUUUCCUAAAGAUAAGGAUUUCGAUAGCCACUAUAAGCAUUAUUGCAAGGAGGUUUUGUGGCCUGUUUUCCACUAUCAAAUCCCGGACCAUCCAAAGAGCAAGGCCUUUUUGGAUCACUCAUGGAAGUAUUUUGAGGCGGUCAAUCGUUGCGUUGCUGACGUCAUCAUUAAGGAUUACAAGCGUGGUGAUACCGUUUGGGUUCACGACUAUCACUUACUCUUAGUCCCUAAGAUGGUCAGAGGAGUCCUCGGUCCAGAGGCUAAGAUCGGAUUCUUUCUCCACGUGGCAUUCCCAUCCUCAGAAAUCUUCCGAUGCUUGGCACAUCGCCAACAGUUGCUGGAGGGAAUGUUGGGAGCUUCAUUGAUUGGAUUUCAGACGGAGGAGUACACACGCCACUUUUUGCAGACUUGCAGCAGACUGCUAUGUGUCGAGGCCAAAAAUGAUGGGUUGGAGCUUGAUGACAGGUUUGUCAAUGUUAUUAGCUUGCCGAUUGGCGUAAACCCCGCCCAACUGGAGGAGAAGAGGAAAGAAGAAAGAGUUCAAGAGUGGCUAGAUACCCUCAAAACAAGAUAUGCUGGAAAGAAGCUAUUAGUCGCCCGAGACAAGUUGGAUGGUGUGCGAGGUGUCAGGCAGAAAAUGCUGGCAUUUGAGCUUUUCCUAAAGAAGCAUCCCGAAUGGGUCGGGAAGGUCAUUUUGAUACAAGUCGCUCUCACCACAACUUCCAUAGUUGAGUUGCAAUCGACCGUUAUCGACAUUGUAACUCGCAUCAAUUGCGCGCAUUCUACUUUGGAUUACCAGCCAGUUGUAUACCUUCACCAAGACAUCAGCUAUCAUCAGUAUCUCGCACUCCUUACUAUCGCCGAUGCUCUUGUCGUGACCAGCCUUCGCGAUGGUAUGAACUUGACAAGUCACGAGUUUGUUUGCUGUCAGGGUGAGAAGCAUGCUCCUCUUAUUCUCAGCGAAUUCACCGGGAGUGCUUCCGUGUUUGAUGGCGCCGAGAUAUCUGUGAACCCCUGGGACCAUAGCAAAUGUGCCGACGCACUUUACCAAGCUCUUACAAUGUCGGAAGAAGAGAAGAGCGAGCGAUGGAAGAAGCUGCACAAGAUUGUUAUGCACCACAAUGCAUCAUAUUGGUGCAAGACAUUCAUAAAUGAGCUUGAUCGUUCUUGGGAGGAGCAGCAGCGACGUGGUUCAACUAUGAUCCCGAGAUUAUCGACAAAGGCUCUUGUGGAGGUGUACGAAAAAUCCGAGAAGAGAGUCUUCUUUUUGGAUUAUGAAGGGACAUUAGCUUCGUGGGGUUCCCCUACAAGUAUCAUUCUCACAAGUCCUCAACGCACUCUAGAGGUUCUGCACGACUUACUUCUUGAUGAGCGAAAUGUGGUGUACGUGAUGAGUUCCAGGACCCCUGAGGAACUUGAGCGUCUCUUCCACCGAGUUCCAGGAAUUGGACUCAUUGCCGAGAGUGGCUGCUUUAUACGCAUGUUCCAAAACGACCGUUGGAUGCGCUUAGCGGAUACUAAGCUCCCGUGGCAGGAGAGUGUGAAAGAGAUUAUGGAUUACUACGUAGAAAGGACACCUGGUACUUUCGUUGAAGAACGGAAUUGCUCCUACAUAUGGCAUUACAGUAGGGCAGAAGAUCAGGUGCUCGCUGCACGGCAAGCUGGCGAAUGCUGCAAUCAUAUAAACGACUCAUGUGAAAGCUAUAAUGUUCAUGCAGUUCCCCUAGGUGGAGCAGUCCUUGUGGAAUCUAUGAGCUGGACUAAGACCACUGCAGCACAAAAGGUCAUGGCUUUGGAAGCCGACCAAGACGAGCCCGGGACAGACUUCCUGAUGGUUGUGGGAGACGGCCGCGAUGACGAACCAGUCUUUGCUUGGGCGAAUGAAUUGGGCCGGAAUAAGGCGAUUAAGAACGUAACGACUGUUAAAGUGGGAACCAAGAAUUCUCAGGCAAAUACAACUAUCACUGGAGUUGCGGGUGUGCUCACGGCCUUGCAGAAGCUCCCUGCUACUAUUCUCGAUUUCUAA